AUGAACGGAAAUACGGGCACCGGUCGCAAGCAAGCAGCCAUAGUUGCCGCAACAGCAGCUGCAGCUGUAGUCUCGUCGCCUGCUACAUUCUCCAAGCCUGACAUGCCGACGUCAUCUUCAAAGUCUCCGCGCGUAUGGAACACCAAAAAUCUUGGAUGGCGCCUCGCUGCAGAUGCUAUCUCAGCAGCCGCUGCUGCCACUAUGGUAGCACCGCUGAUAUCAAUUAUUGAUCGGUCUAUAAUGGAGAAUGCAUCCGGACGCCGGUCGCUGAUAGAAUCCGUCAAGAGUUCACUCGUCAACCUAAUCAUGAGACCACACAAGAUCAUAUUCGCGCGACCCUUUGCGCUAAUCUGCAUGACAUACGGUGGAACCUAUCUCACAGCCAACACACUCGACACAGCGACGUCGACAGUCCAAAACAAGCCUGCGACCCUCGUCACUUCGGGAACUGCCAAGUUUGUCGCUUCUUCCACUGCCAACACUGGGCUUGGUAUAUACAAGGAUCAGGUUUUUGCUCGAAUGUUUGGUCCGCCUGGCGCAACCCCGCGGCCCGUACCGCUGCCUUCUUACCUACUCUUUGCCAUGCGGGAUGCCGUCACCAUCUUCGCCUCAUUCAACCUUCCCAUUAUGCUGGCGCCGUACCUCAACAACAACCUAUCGGACGGCUUCAAGAAGCACAUCAGCGGACAGACCCUGGCUCAGUUUGCCGCCCCGGCCGCCAUCCAGAUCAUCAGCACUCCACCGCACCUCCUUGGCCUCGAUCUUUAUAACCGCCCAACCUGCGCUCGUUCAGGUUCCCCAACCUUGGCUGAGCGCUGGGCCUCGGUACGAAGCAACUGGGCCAUAAGUUCUUGUGCUCGUGUUUGCAGAAUCGUGCCUGCCUUUGGAGUAGGAGGUGUUGUCAACUUCAAGGUUCGGAGGCAGUUCAUGGAGAAGCUUACCUAG
This is a messenger RNA of Pyricularia pennisetigena, 945 nucleotides long. RefSeq lists its product as uncharacterized. Lineage: Eukaryota; Fungi; Ascomycota; Sordariomycetes; Magnaporthales; Pyriculariaceae. The record is from RefSeq and is a predicted model, not a curated record. Bases 1 to 945 code for a protein of 314 amino acids. The transcript has 2 exons. Gene Ontology annotation, cellular component: mitochondrion.